This is a messenger RNA of Panicum hallii, 1277 nucleotides long. RefSeq names its product geranylgeranyl transferase type-2 subunit beta 1-like. Gene Ontology annotation, molecular function: Rab geranylgeranyltransferase activity. The coding region runs from base 107 to 1051 and encodes 314 amino acids. Gene Ontology annotation, cellular component: Rab-protein geranylgeranyltransferase complex. The transcript is spliced from 9 exons. Gene Ontology annotation, biological process: protein geranylgeranylation. The record is from RefSeq and is a predicted model, not a curated record. Lineage: Eukaryota; Viridiplantae; Streptophyta; Magnoliopsida; Poales; Poaceae.
AUACCCCCCUGGGUGGAUAGGAACUUUUGCAGCCGUGCGGAGGGGUUCAGUUCAGUCGAGAGUUCGAGCAGGGGAAGACGAGGAGCACGAGCCAAGCGAGGCGGCCAUGGCGGAGCUCGCCGCGGACCAGCACGUCCGCUACAUCGUCACCGUGGAGAAGAAGAAGGACUCUUUUGAGUCGCUGGUGAUGGAGCACAUCCGGCUCAACGGCGCCUACUGGGGCCUCACCACACUCGACCUCCUCCACAAGCUCCACGCCGUCGACGCCGCCGAGGUCGUCGACUGGAUCAUGUCCUGCUACCACCCGGAAUCUGGUGGAUUUGGAGGGAACGUGGGGCACGACCCGCAUGUCCUCUACACGCUAAGCGCCGUGCAAGUCCUCUGCCUCUUCGAUCGGCUCGAUGUCCUUGACAUCGACAAGGUUGCCGAUUAUGUUGCUGGACUGCAAAAUGAGGAUGGAUCAUUUUCUGGUGAUAUCUGGGGUGAAGUCGACACUAGGUUCUCGUAUAUUGCCCUAUGUACCUUAUCACUACUGCAUCGUCUGCAUAAAAUUAAUAUGCAAAAGGCUGUAGAUUUUGUUGUUAGCUGUAAGAAUUUGGAUGGUGGAUUUGGAGCUAUGCCAGGAGGGGAGUCACAUGCUGGGCAAAUAUUUUGUUGUGUUGGCGCUCUUGCAAUCACUGGGUCUCUACAUCACAUUGAUAGAGAUCUCCUUGGAUGGUGGCUUUGUGAGCGCCAGUGUAAAGACGGAGGACUUAAUGGGCGACCUGAGAAACUAGCUGAUGUUUGUUACUCCUGGUGGGUGUUAUCAAGCUUGAUCAUGAUUGAUAGAGUGCAUUGGAUUGACAAGGAAAAGCUUGCAAAAUUCAUACUAAACUGUCAGGAUAAAGAGAAUGGUGGCAUUUCAGACAGACCAGAUAAUGCAGUAGAUAUCUAUCACACAUACUUUGGAGUUGCAGGGCUUUCAUUGAUGGAGUACCCUGGAGUGAAGCCUAUGGAUCCUGCCUAUGCGUUGCCAUUGGAUGUUGUCAAUCGGAUUUUCUUGAGAAAAUAGAACAUUACAUGUAUGAGAUUUGCUCCACAGAUGAUGUCGUCUAAUGUGGAUGCUUCUCUAUAGAAUCACUGUAGUUAGGUUUGGAAGGAAAGUUGCUGAGGUGUAGAAUAUAUCAUGAAAGUAAUACUUCAACUUUUUGAGCGUCGACAACACAUUUGGACUGAAGUUGUACUGUUUAACACAGCGGCAAACACUGGUUGUUCUUCACUGUCUCCAAUUGUGCUUA